AUGAGGUUUGACCCCGUGACGACACACGCAGUGCAGAAAGCACUGGACCCGAAGGCGCUCAAGGGCUUGGAGACGCUGCGCGGGAAGAAGGACUCGGUGCUGCACGACUUGGUGACCAAGUGGCAAGAGGUCAGGAACCCGAGUUCAGGGCACUACGACUAUGACCCACACAAGGAGGUGUCGACUAUGGCACGCAUCGCAAUGUUCAAGGGCCUCGACCAUGAUGCCGCCGCGGCGUCCUCCAGGUGGCAGUUUCGGGUGGCCACCAAGCGCAAGCGCGUGCAGGCGAAGCUGCUGACACACGGUGGGUUCAGCUACUGGGCUGCGACUCGUGGUGCUCGAGCGGACAAGCAGCACUCUGAGCUGCAGGAGGCGCGGCGAGAGCUGCAGAAGGCGCGGCUGCAGACGGCGCGGCUGCGGUCGGAGCUCGAGGCAGAGGCAGAGGUGUCAGAACAUGCCGCACAGGAGAGGGCUGCCUUCAGCCAAGAGCUGCGCGAGCUGCGGAGCUCGCGGAGCUCGCGGUCCGAGAUGGCCUCGGCGGAGGAGACGGCGAACUUCCGGCGCCAGCCGUCGAUACAGGCGGGCCUCGAAACGCAGAUCGAGGAGCUCAGGAGGGAGCGGCAGGAGGCCUUGCAGCAGUUGCAGGGCGCCAAGGGGGCAGAGAAGGCCGCCCGUCAGGAGACUUAG
Molecule: messenger RNA, 687 nt
Organism: Effrenium voratum
Lineage: Eukaryota; Dinophyceae; Suessiales; Symbiodiniaceae
Source: the annotation of a GenBank genome assembly